Molecule: messenger RNA, 4111 nt
Organism: Suillus paluster
Lineage: Eukaryota; Fungi; Basidiomycota; Agaricomycetes; Boletales; Suillaceae
Exons: 11
Coding region: 277-4026 (1249 amino acids)
Biological process (GO): proteolysis
Molecular function (GO): cysteine-type peptidase activity
Source: RefSeq, a predicted model, not a curated record
CUAUCUGCGAGACCCACCUACCCUCCGAUCUAAAAAUAGCUUACAUGUAAUUUUGCCUCCUGCCCUUCCUGCGUACCUACGGCGCCUCCCGCACUUUGUUUUGUAGGCUCUGGCAGUUCAUUUGUAGGCUCGCGUGGUAUGGAUAAUAGUCUGGUAGGAUCGUCUAGUAGGCUCUGGAGGUAUCCUUGGUAUGUGUCCAUUUAUGUAUCGCAUACAAAUUAAUGUACUCAGUACAAGUUUUUCUGUAGGCAUCGUACGCAUGCAGAUCUUCUCUCCAUGACUCUAACUAACUCCCGGAACACUCGUAAAGCUCAACUCGUAUGCUCUGGCCUCGGGCAACACUUUGUAAGUCCGAGGAAAGCCAGAGACAAGAGGAAAACGCAAACACUCGUGGCAUUGCCUGGCGCGGAACUCAAGCGUCGUCAUCUACUUGCUCAAAUGCAACGCCUCAUGGAUCCUACAUCAUCCCAAACAUUGUGUUCUCCUCGUACCACACUGGGUGGUCCCUCUGGUGAAGCAGACAACAUGAACACGCACAAUUUUGAUUUCACAGGCGCUGAAGACCAAAUGUCGGAGGAAGUCUCUUCUGAUAGGCUCACAGACAUAGAGACAAGUCCACGCAAGCGGCGCAUUCUCCCCGAUAAAUCGACAGAUACAUUAUACGCCAACUGGCAGAAGCUUAUACCCACCCUCGUUGACCCGCAAUUGAGUUAUUAUGCUCGAACUCUUGGGCAAGCCUUGGAGAAAACUCACGAUGUGAUCUCAGCAUGCGGGACUCACACAUGCGCUCAUAAAAGGACGAAUAUGUUGUGUUUAUUCUUCGAUAGAUUUGUAUCAAUCGACGUACUGAGCUGCGAAUGCUCCAGCCUUGCGCAGGUCCUCCUUCAUCAUGGGUUAUUCCCUACUUCACCUUCACAACCUCGUAUGGCAGUCUCAGUGGAUCUACUGUCGUUUUAUCGAGCACUCUUUGAGCGUUCUUGUGAUGCAAUCAACGCUCUGGCAUCCGCGCUCAAAACCCACUAUUCACGCCGAGGGUUUCAAGUCACUGACGCACGGGGUGAACUUGUGCAGGAACCCUUUCGUCGCGGUCUGGGCCAUGCCGUACAGUGGUACGAUGUCCUACAGGUCGAAAUCGAACGCCAAGUCGACACAGUUCUCCAACAAAGUCGAGACCGUGUGGCCAACCUCCAACCACCCCAACCACCACCACCUCAAAGUUCAGAUUCAAUUGUCUUACACCGUGGGCGAUGUGCACCACUCCUUGCACAGCGCUGUCCGGCAUGUUUUGGCGGCACACUAUUCGGCCGACCCAUUGAACAAGGUGGAGACAUACAUGUCGCUACGGAUGGUAAUUUCCAUCAUCGUCACCGGCGUUCUGCGGGUGACUGUCCUCGUUUCUAUGAGCCAACUUACUUCCUUUCCAAGCAAUUUGUUGAUGCAGUCGGGCGCCGAAUCAAUGCACAACGUAAGCGACCAGCAAAGGCACACGCGCCCCUUGUCCCUGAUGAAGCUAUCGACCUAUGUGAGAAUGCAUACGAAGCUGCCGACGGGAAGAAACAAAAGGCCGCUAUGGACAGCUUUGACGACACAGGCAUAAUGGCGCUUAUUUGCCGUCAUGAUAUUCCUCUUUUUUUUGCUAACAUCGAUACCCCUGGCGAGCAACAGAAGUACUCUGUUGCGCUGAUUGAACACUUGUUCACAUUGCUCCCUCCUCAAGCCACGGUCGUGACUCUCUACGACGUCGGCUGUGUUCUUGCACGGUCCCUUUCAAAGUUCGAGAUUCUCCCUCAGGAUGUGUUAUUGCGCCUGCGCUUCGCAACUACAGCCAUGCACGCGUAUGGCCAUGAAUGGGCCUGUCAACUGGUGCACAAUCCACGGAUGUGCAUUGGCAUGGGGUUAUCUGACGGCGAGGGGACUGAGCGGUUGUGGUCGCGAUUCAUUCGCCUGAUAGGUGUCGAAAGAUCAUCAUCGCGUCAGCGCCGUAUUUGGUUAAUUGACCGCCAAGCGACUGCGAUAGGAUCUGAGAUGAAAGAUGACCUCGGUGACUGGAUUAAACGCCGUUUGAAACGGGGCAUCAAGGACCAGGGUUCUGUGGCACUCGAUGCUAUCAACCGUUGUGAAACAUCUGUGGAGGACCUACAGGCUCAGUGGGCUGACCAACGACAAUCACAACUCUCAAUUCGCGCUCAUGCUCCUGCUCGCCUCCGAAAAGAACUUGACACUGUUCUGGCUCUACAAUCCGAUUUGGAUGCCUCUGAUCGAGCCUUGCAGGCUACAAGGACUACGCUAGAGAAAGACGCAGCAUCCGGUGAUACCCUCGAUGUCCUCGAGAGCCUACAGAGGGGCCAUGAUCGUCUCAUGGCCAAAGUCGAAGCACUGUAUUCUUCUCUAAAUGUACACGACAGAUUUCCCGAGCUCGAUGGAGUCAAUCUGGACUUCGUCCGUGUACUUCUUAUCGCACGCGAUCUUAAGAUGAAUAUUCGGAAGCGCGCUAUCGCCAGUUUUUUUGAAUGGGAUAAGCUCGAUCGCGCUGUAGGUGGAUCCCAACAAACAUUAGGGACAAAACUUCAUCAACACACUCGGAAAGCCAUUGCAAAACGGCAACCUGCUCUGAUGACGGCCAUCAGAAAAUUUAAUUCAUAUUGUGAGCGCCUAGAGUUACUCUACGAUCCUGCUUGGAACAUCCCGCUUCCCACCGCCCUCCCCACAAAAUUAGCUGAGUUACGUGGUGACCAGACAUUAAUGCAGGAUGUCUGGGUCACACCCUCAAUGGGAGAGGUGCCUCGAUGGCUGGCAGACUCAGAUGUCAGGGAUGGAAUCCGCGCCCUUCUCAAACGUGACCGGUGUCGGGAGGAGCAACAACGCUUAGGUAUGGAGGCGGACAAUUUGUGCCGCUUCUUUGGAGAGGAGCUGACGGCACUGGAGCUUUCACUCCGUUUGCCUGAAAACAAGCGCUUUGUUGUUCCAUUGCAACAGAAGCGCUCUCAUUUCCUCCGCCUUCAGACGCGAUGGGCAAAUUCGCUAGCAUCUUCGGUUCGGUUUACGAGCCGUGCAAAGGAGGCGCUAGAUUGCGCUAUAGCCUACUCUGGAGGUCCUCAAAGUACCACUCUUCACUUGGCGAGUGUGACAGUGCAAGACCCUGUUCCAGAGGAUGAAGCAGUGUUGCCUGAGGUAGACGACUUGGCAGAGGUUGAGCCCGAGCAAGCUGCGCUCGCAGACAUCCUGGAGGGUGAUAUUGCUGGAGCAGAGUUCGUUGAGGACGAAGAUAUCGUGCAUGAUAUUUGUGCCGACAUAGUGUGGGAUCCGCCCAAGGGUCUCCUGAUUGAUGACUUCCGUGCACCAUCUCAAGACUCGCAUACGAUCGUGCCUGGACGUGUAGCCACAAGAACAACGUCAUCGACUGGACGCUUCCCCCAGCAAGUGUUUGAGCCGAGGGAUAUAUCUUUUCUCGCUCGUCCGACUGCAUUCCUCAAUGAUGUAUGUAUCAAUGGCUGUGCCAUCCUCCUGCAGAUGGACAUGCCUAACCCAACCGUGGCUAUCUUCUCUACACACGAUCUGCCUCGCAUCCGCUACAAUGCCGCAGAUGAUAUACUUUGGCGCAAUACAUCCUGGACGUGUUAUUGGGAGAAAGAUGUAUGGGUUCUGCCAAUUCAUAGGCCAGCUAAUGUUGGCCAUUGGGUUGUUUGCGUUAUAUAUUUGUCAAGAAAAGAACUUCACCUCUUUGACAGUCUCGCUGAACAGAAACCGUGGAAACAUGACGUGAAAGAUAUCACGAAACUAGUCUGUCGACUUCUGAUGAUAGCACGUCAACGAGAGAAGGAGGUACAUAUUAAUCUUGAUGGAUGGGUAGCUCGCCCAUUGACAGUUAAAUCUCUCCAGACCAAUGGAUAUGAUUGCGGCAUAUGGAUUUUAGCAGCGAUGAUUGCUGUCCUACGUGGACGGCACAUUACGCGACUACAAGAGGAUGAAAUGAGUGACCUACGACAUUAUCUACGUGCUCGCGUACUUUCCAUACCAGUAUUCUAGCCUGCAUGCAUGUACCAUACCGUUACUACCCUAAGUCUGUACAUAUUGACCAUUGGCAAGCAAUCUAUCAUACUGUCUCCUCCCC